AUGGUGCUCGGCGGCGCGGCUGGCAAGAGGACGCUGGACGCAUCCGCGACCAGUUCGACACAUCAACGCGGUUCUGCCGCGGGAGGAGAUGUGGGCAGUACAGCCGGGGUUACCGCGUCAGAUGCGAAGAAGCGGCCUAGGAGUGGUUCUGGUUCACUGCUGUCAGGGUCUGCUGCUGGCGGUGGCAGGGGGUUGAUGCCCGCGGCAGCAAUGUUUGAUCUGUACGCGGAUGUGCCCCCGCCGGAAGAAAAACCACCUGCCAGUGUCGAGACCCGCCACGAAGGAAAAGGGGUGGCCGAAGAUGUCAAACUGUCAUAUCCUAACGCUUCCUCGGGCAAGGGUAGUGCAGCGACGCUACUGGCAGCGUCAACGGAAGACCGAGGGGACCCGGGGUCCGCUCCCGUCGACAUGAAGAAGGCUACCGUCAGACCAGAGCUAGCACCAAAGACGAGUGCUGGGCAAACGGCAGGAGGAGGCCCGGCAACAGAGGUUGGAGCUGUCGGGACUAGCCCGGCGGGUCGAGGUGCUAAGGGGGCGGCGGUGGAUGUUUCGUUGGCCCUCGGGAAGCUUCGGCCUCAUCUUCAAGGGAGCCGUACCGGAAGCAAGAAGUUCCCGCGCGCUUGCGGCUUGCUCACGGACCUCCUGUGCGCCAAGCUUGGUCAAGAGAACGAGGAGAUAUUCUUCGGCGUUAUCUCGGACACCGUGGCGUAUCGCGGAGGUUGUGCCAAUAAUCGCGACACGGCUGCGGGGGAGCACCUUUCGUUGCUGAGGGCAAAUGGUGUCGUUGGGGAGGCCAUCAGACGCCUGGUAGCUGCCGCGAGUUCUCGAUCUUCGUGUUUUUCUGGGCAGCGGCGAGAGGCGGUGGAGUCUUGGGAAAAAGAGAUGGCGAAGUGUUGAUUAUCUCCUCGAGAGGCGAAACUUUUUCAUUCCGGUGUCUGGAGGGGUUGAAAAAGCUGUACUUGGCAGGAAGCUUCCCGCCUGUGUUUUUCAUGGUGCAGAAGGGCAAGCGUUUCCGUGACACGAAGGCGAUGUGAAUGACUUUUUUCCCUUUG
Molecule: messenger RNA, 1052 nt
Organism: Ectocarpus siliculosus
Lineage: Eukaryota; Phaeophyceae; Ectocarpales; Ectocarpaceae
Source: the annotation of a GenBank genome assembly